Molecule: messenger RNA, 920 nt
Organism: Athalia rosae (coleseed sawfly)
Lineage: Eukaryota; Metazoa; Arthropoda; Insecta; Hymenoptera; Athaliidae
Product: UPF0235 protein C15orf40 homolog
Exons: 4
Coding region: 303-779 (158 amino acids)
Cellular component (GO): cytoplasm
Source: RefSeq, a predicted model, not a curated record
UGCACCUUCGAAAAAUUUCCGAUCGAAGGACAAUAUUGAAAUUUCUCUUCGUCAACAAAACGUGGUUUCAAGAGGAAUUUGAAAAGCUCUGUUUGAAUCGUGGGGAUUUUUCCUGUCGCAUAGUUACUAGCUCUGCCACAGCUGCCCUCCUCUUUCCCCUCCGUUGCUACGCACCCGACCCGGUCGGUAUAGUCUGAUAGUCGGAAAUAUUCGUGGAAAAGCUAUAUGAUGUGCUGGAUAUUCGGAGAAUCGAAUGUUUAAACGUAACAACACUAUUUUUUAACUGGAAAGGAGGGCGGCAAAUGUUGAGGAAUGCGUGUUUCAAAUUAACGACGAGAUUUUUGGGUGGAAUUGAAGGGGAAUUGUGUGGAAAAGAAAUUCAAUCGAGAGGAGAAAUGUCGACGAAGAGUAAUGGCUCGAAAAAAAAUGGAAAGGGAAAAAAAAAUCCACAAAUCGAGAAUUUUCAGACUCAACCUUGUCCAGUCACCCUGGAUAAAAAUGGUCACGUGAACAUCAAAAUUCAAGCUAAGCCGGGAGCAAAGCACAAUAAUAUAACCGACAUAUCCGACGAGAGCGUCGGAGUUGCAAUUUCGGCACCACCGGUAGAAGGUGAAGCUAAUACCGAACUCGUUAAAUAUUUGGCGGCAGUUUUGGGAGCGAGGAAAUCCGACGUGUCUUUGGACAGAGGUUCAAAGAGUCGGCAGAAGGUCGUGAUUGUCGAAGGAACUACGGUAGAAAAGGUGUUGGAAAAACUUCGCGAGGAGAUGAAGGAAAGUUGAUAUUAAAUUUGUCGAUUUAUUUCAUUGGACGUGUGUCGUUUAGAUCUCGUGUCAUCUCUAAUUUAGUACGUAUUUAUGUAUGAAGAGAAAUCUGUUAAACAUAACUGUACAUAAAAUAUAUAUUAAAUUAUUAUCAAUUAA